AUGACAUCUAAACUGAAGGCAGUAAGAGCAGGACAGAGAAGUGCUGUAACCAGACUUCUAAAAAGACUGGAUGAAGAAAAUACAAAUUCAGAGGAAAUUGAGACAAUUUUGGAGACAUUAACGGACAAACAGGAAAUUCUUCGAGAUCUGGAUGAAAAUAUUCUAACAGAAACAGCAGAGGAGGAUAUUGAGAGAGAAAUACUGGAGACAGAUGAGUACAAUUUCAAUCUUAAUUCUAAAAUGAGGAAAUGUAAGAAACAUUUCUUGGAACAAAAUGCAGUUGCCAGCAGUUUCUUAGAUCAAGAUGAGAAUUCGCAAUUAGGAGGGAAUAGUCAAUCAUCACAUAAUUUUAGAGAAAAUUCCAGAGGUCAUCAGUCCUUUACAAGCUUUUCCAAUUCAAACAGUGCUAACUUUCACAAACUACCAAAACUAAACUUACCCAUUUUUGAGGGAAAUGUGUUGGAGUGGCAGUCAUUCUGGGAUUCAUUCGAUUCGGCUAUUCAUAGCAACAACACAUUGACAGAAGUUCAAAAGUUUAAUUACUUAAAGUCUUUAGUAGCAGAAGAGGCAUCGAACACCAUUUCAGGAUUUGCACUCACACAUGCAAAUUACAACAGAGCGAUUGAGCUUCUACAUGAAAGGUUUGGACAAAAACACAAGAUAACUCAGUCCUACAUGCAAGCACUCUUGGACCUACCCGCUCCCAAGAAUAAUCUCACAAGCCUGCGUCAUUUUCAUGACCAAGUGGAGACAUACAUCAGAGGUUUAGAAUCUUACGGACAAGCUCAAGAUACAUACGGUUCUCUUCUAGUACCUGUGAUUCUGAACAAAUUACCUACUGAAAUACGCAAGAAUUUGGCACGUGAACAUGGCUCUACUGACUGGUUACUAGGCGACUUACGAAAGGCUCUUUACAAGGAACUUCACAUACUAGAAGCAGGAACUCAUAUGGACACAACAGAAGACCGUGCUACAGCUAUAUUAUACAUGCACUCUGAAUCCAGUGAUGAGCAACCACAACGGAACUACAGUCCUCGGAAUCAUCGAGUAUGCUGUACAUUUUGCAAGGAGUCACAUCAUUCAAGUGGAUGUACAAGAUACAUAAAACACAAUGACCGGAUGAAAAUUGUCAGACGAGACAAACUGUGCUUUAAUUGUUUAGGGAGACAUUGUGUUGCAGAAUGUCAGUCAAAAUUCAAUUGUAAAAUUUGUAAAAGACGUCACCAUACAAGUUUGUGCACUGCUCAUAAUGCAGUCAAAACCAAAAGGAGGAAUACCCAUACAUUACAAGCAAAGGCUGAUUCUGAACUGGAUGCAAAGACCAGGGAAAUCAAGAAUCUACAGGACGAAAAUAAGAACUAUAAAAGUGUCAUUGCUACAUUGGAACAGCAGAUAUCAGAACAGAGGAUUUUGAGUGAGAAAACCAUGAAAGAUGUUAACAUUUUACAUACCCAGUUUGCAAUGCUUCAGACCAAAAUUCAUGCACAGUCAAUUGCUACAAAUCAGAUGACAGCUGAGAAUCAAGCUGAAGAGUUGAAGAAAAAAGAAGUUGAAGUUAAUACACUCAAACAGGAGAUACAACGGCUCAAAUCGUCAAAGGGGGCACCUCAAAGGAAACUUCAACAAGUUGGAGAAAAUAUUCACUCAGAUGUAGAGCAGCAGAGAGAAACUCCAAGAGAUCAAAUUACUGGUUUGAAGAGGGAGUCAGAGAUAGCCAAGAAACUAGAUAACAUUCAUAAGAAUAACCUAGAACAGAGUUACAGAGAGGAGACCCAGGAAAAGAUGAACAUUGUCAACCAAAUAGAAAAGGAACAAAACCGCUACACUAAUGAGAACAACAAUCUAACUCGGAAUUACGCAGAGGAUAACAAAGUUCAUGGCAUGCAGUUUGUUGAUUUCAAGAGGAUUUCCAAGGAUGACAGCAAUAUCAGGCAACAGGAGAAAACAUUCAAAACUUUCAGAGAUGUCGAGAGGACAUACAGUAAGAACCUCAUCGAGUCACGGGAUGAGAUCGCAGAGAUGAAGAGGAAGGUGAAGAUUAUGGAUCAUCAGAUUGAUCAGCAUAAGGAGCAAAUUCAAGCUAAAGAGAAUGCGUUCAUCAGGGAGUAUUUCGGACAUUAG
Molecule: messenger RNA, 2121 nt
Organism: Saccostrea cuccullata (small rock oyster)
Lineage: Eukaryota; Metazoa; Mollusca; Bivalvia; Ostreida; Ostreidae
Exons: 1
Coding region: 1-2121 (706 amino acids)
Source: RefSeq, a predicted model, not a curated record